GUCCUCCACACGAUCCUUCAGAAAAAAUCUUCUUGCUGGCAGAUACUUCUCCUGACUCUCCGCUAUCUGCUAUACAGUCUUCGCUCAACGACAUCAAUCAAUUUCCGAUUGAUCUCCAGAAUAUUCUUGACGACCAGUUCCGCAAUCCCAAAAAAUAGAACCGCCCGCAGUUACAAGACACGCCUCUCCACAUCAGUCACCCUUCUCCUUCCAAGAUGCCCGCCGAAGUUGAAUUCAAGCCAGGCUCCUUAGUGUUGUCCAAGAUGCCAUCUUACCCGGCUUGGCCUGGUAAGGUUGUCCCCAUCGACAGAAUCCCUGCCAACAUUUUCAAGGGCAAACCUAAAGAUGGCACAAGAACUCUUUGCGUUAAGUUUAUUGGAGAUGAGACCUUUUACUGGAACAGAUCCAAGGACUUGACUGUUUUGAAUGAUGAAAAGAUAAACAAGUACUUGGCAGCCAAUAAGACGAAGAAAAAGAAGAACCCUCAGUUAUACGCUGCCUAUGAGUUAGCCUUAAGCAACCCGUCUCUAGAUGCCUUGUUGAACGAUGAUAACGAGGACGACGAAGAAGAGGAAGAAGAAGAAGAAGAAGAGGAGGAGGAGGCUGAAGAGCCAGACGAUGACGAAGAAGAGUUACUUGAAACUAUUGCCACGGGUGAGGAAGACGAUAAUAGCGCCGUAUCCCACGAGGAAGACGAGGAAGACGAAGUUGUUAUUAAGAGUCCAAGAAAGAGAAACCCCUCGGACGGCGGAACCGUGUCCACCAAUAGAGGUGGCAGGGCCACCAAAAGGAGCAGGUCUGCCUCCUCUGACAAGGAAUCGCUUGAGACGCCACCCCCUGCUUCCAACAAGGGUUCAUCUUCCAAGAAAUCAACACCUAUUCCUAAGGAAAAAGGCACUCCACCAGCUUCCAACAAGUCCCCACCUGCCGAUGCUGCCUCCCCGAGAGUUUCUUCGUUGGGCCAACCUCCUUCGUACGAGGAUCGAAGAAAGCAGCUAUGGUUUUACAGAUCUAAGCUACAGAAGGGUGUGGUCCAGAGGCCUUCAAACUCACCAUUGACAAAGGAAGAAAUUGAUACAGCUUGCAAUAUUUUAGACAAGUUGGAAAACUACCCAAUGGACCUUCAGCUACUCAAAUCAACAAAAAUCCACAAAGUUUUAAAAGCUCUUGCUCGUGCCGAGACCACUCUGCAUGACAGCGAUGACCACAAACUUGAACCUCGAGUAGUGGUGAAGUCCGAAGCGAUUUUACACAAAUGGACCGAUAUUAUGACCGAAUUGAAGAACGAAAAGGAAGGUGGUGGGAAAUCUGCCUCUCCGGCCCCAACUGCAGCUCCUCUUAUUGCGCUUACCCCUUUGCGCACGAAAGACGAUAAGGAUGUCGAAAAACAUGCUUCCGAAGAAAGCAACGAGGUUACCGAAAAUGGUCAAAUUAAGACUGAGAAAGAAGGUGGAGGUAAAGCGGGAGAUUUUAAGAAUGUCACUAACGGCACAUCCGGAUUGGAGGAAGAAGAGUAAAAGUUUGUUGUUUUGGUUUUAUUUUCAUUUUUCAUUAUAGCUCGCGAUCCUUGUCGCUUGCUAAGUUUUCUGAGGGAAAUUGGCUGCCAUUUACCUCCUGGUUUUUAUUCCGG
This is a messenger RNA of Babjeviella inositovora NRRL Y-12698, 1630 nucleotides long. RefSeq lists its product as uncharacterized. The record is from RefSeq and is a predicted model, not a curated record. The transcript has a single exon. Bases 216 to 1517 code for a protein of 433 amino acids. Lineage: Eukaryota; Fungi; Ascomycota; Pichiomycetes; Serinales.